GUUGCCUCCCUUUGCAUCGCAGUUUUCGCUUUCGAAUGUUUUUGACAACAAAAAUGAACUCAAAACAAUUUGGGCAUUGGAGCGCUGGUCUUCUGGCGUCCAUGGACGAUCCAGAGCUUAGGAUAUCGUCCGAUGAGAAAGUGGUUAUAAUCAAAGAUAAAUUUCCGAAGGCAAAAUAUCAUUUUUUGAUUCUACCUCGGGAAAAAAUAGCCAACCUUAAAAGCUUAUCAGCUAAGCAUCUUGAUCUUCUCCGACACAUGCAAAAGAAAGGAGAAGAGAUCGCAGACAAGGCAAACAGAGAAUUAAAAUUUAGAUUUGGAUAUCAUGCAAUACCAAGUAUGAGUCACCUUCACAUGCAUGUCAUUAGUCAAGAUCUGGAUAGCCCUUGCCUCAAGACCAAGAAACAUUGGAAUUCUUUCACUACUGAUUACUUUAUUGAUUCUAAAAAAAUUAUACAUCAGCUAGAAAAAACAGGAAAAAUUGAGGUCAAUGAACAGGAAACAAAGGAAUUUCUGAAAGCAGAUUUAAGGUGUCAUGUGUGUAGAAAGGAAUUCACAACAAUACCAGCUUUAAAGUCUCACAUCGUUCUUCAUAACUUGACCAAGUCAGCUGGUUAGCAGUCUACAGGAUGAGUCCCAGUCAUGUUGAGCCUGUUAUGUUAUAUUGAAUAUCCAUUUAUAUCAGGCAAACACUUCUAAAAAUGUCAGAAAUCUUUUGCGAUGUCAGGCAUGUCCUGGGAGACUUUGUCCAUCUCCCAUCGGGCCGCCGACUCUGUGUACCAGCGUGACUAGCAGACUGAGGCUAUCCUUCCUUGUUUCGGCCAUGCGACUUCUGAACAAUCUUAUUGUUGUGUCGAGUUUCAGAAAAAAUAUAUUUAAAAAAUGUUAGGAAAUUAUAACGAAACAUGUAAGUCAAGGAUUAUUUGUUCAAGGUAAGAAAAGUUAAACCGCUUCAGUCCUGCUAGAAGCUGCUAAAACUUACAGAUUAUCCAUCUGAUAGCUUUGCAUGUCACAUGCGUUUACCAGGUGUGUGCAUACAAAGUACCGCACACAAUACGUGUGUCUGUACCGACAAAGUCGUUAUCGCCACAGAGAGGCUAUAACUUCUUGGAUGGCCAACAUCUCCCCUCAUGGUACCACUCAAAGAGGUCUGGAUAGGUCUUGGCAUUGUCCUGCAGCCUGUGUAGCUUGUCACACAGCUGGCACCACGAGUAGGUGUAACUGUCAUGGUAGGUAGUGGUAGUAAAGUGAGCGAUCCGCCACAGCAUAUCAAUGUAGGUCUUUUCAUCGUUCAUGAGCUCUUCCAGGUACUUGCCGAGGUCCUCGGGGCUGCUAUAAUCGUCGGCGUUGAUGAAUGUUCCUCUGGAAUAUGUUGAGAGUAGUCUAGCCCACCCC
Messenger RNA from Pomacea canaliculata, 1394 nucleotides. RefSeq names its product aprataxin-like. The coding region runs from base 36 to 617 and encodes 193 amino acids. Gene Ontology annotation, biological process: single strand break repair; double-strand break repair. Gene Ontology annotation, molecular function: single-strand break-containing DNA binding; double-stranded RNA binding; mismatched DNA binding. NCBI's taxonomy places the organism in Eukaryota, Metazoa, Mollusca, Gastropoda, Architaenioglossa, Ampullariidae. The record is from RefSeq and is a predicted model, not a curated record. The transcript has 6 exons. Gene Ontology annotation, cellular component: nucleus.